AUGCCUCCUAAAUCGCGUAAAGGCGUCCGAUUCGGUCACGAUGACUCGACAGAACCUCCACCACCACCAGCUGGGCCACGGCCACGUAUAUCUACGUCGAAGGCGCUCCAAAAUGACAUAGAGAAGGCAUCGAGGACCGCGAAGACAGCGGCGAGGCGUAAAAAUACGCCUUUAGCGCGCCAUAUUGCUGAAUCUGUGACUCUGUGGAGCCCUCCUCUAACCUCACCGAGUACUAUACCCGAUAAAACCAUUGAUAAUACUGUGGAUAAUGAAGAUGUGGUUGAAGUCGAGGAGGACGAGGAUGAAGACGCGGCCCUUGACAGAGUAAUGUGGUCUAUCCACGUUAAUUGGAGACAGUCGCUCGAUAUGAGUUCGAGAAAGAGAUUCAGGGACUUAUCGAUGAGUCUCUGGCUAUAG
Molecule: messenger RNA, 417 nt
Organism: Pseudovirgaria hyperparasitica
Lineage: Eukaryota; Fungi; Ascomycota; Dothideomycetes; Acrospermales; Acrospermaceae
Exons: 1
Coding region: 1-417 (138 amino acids)
Source: RefSeq, a predicted model, not a curated record